Molecule: messenger RNA, 4941 nt
Organism: Chiroxiphia lanceolata (lance-tailed manakin)
Lineage: Eukaryota; Metazoa; Chordata; Aves; Passeriformes; Pipridae
Gene: MPV17L
Product: MPV17 mitochondrial inner membrane protein like
Exons: 4
Coding region: 417-1016 (199 amino acids)
Cellular component (GO): cytoplasm; membrane
Source: RefSeq, a predicted model, not a curated record
GUAGACAAGGUGGUGUUGGGUCAAAGGUUGGACUCGAUGAUCUCAGAGGUGUUUUCCAACCUAAUUGAUUCUGUGAGUUGCAGCAAUACUGCACAGUGACUCCAUGGUGCUACUUCGACCAAAGCCCAGGAAACACGGUAACCUACAUCGUGGGAGUGACAAACAAGCCCACGAACCCAGUGACCAGUGGGUCACCCAGCGGGUGAUCACCCACGGGAGCCCGGCGUGGCCGUCGGAAGCCGGCCCUCCCUGUCAGAGGAGGAUCCCCGAACGGGGAGCGCCGCGGGGAUGGCGAGGGCGGCGGCGGGGCCGGGGCGGCGGCGGGCGGGCCCGUGAGGAGGAGAAGGAGGAGGAGGAGGAGAAGGAGGAGAAGGAGGAGGAGGAGGAAGAAGAAGAGGCGGAAGAGGCGGCGGGCGAUGGCCGGGGCGCUGCUCCGCGGGGUGCGGCGCUUCCCCUGGCUCUGCAACGUGCUGCUCUACGGGGGGCUGUUCGCGGCGGGGGACGCGGCGCAGCAGCUGCUGCGGCGGCGGGGGGGACACCCGCCCGACUGGGCGCAGACGCGGCGAGUGGCGCUGGUGGCCCUCGCCUUCCACGGCAACUUCAGCUACGUGUGGCUGCGGGCGCUGGAGCGGGCGCUGCCCGGCCGCCGCCCGCCCGCCGUGCUCGGCAAGGUGCUCUGCGACCAGCUCCUGGGAGCGCCCGUCGCCGUGCUCGCCUUCUACACGGGUAUGAGCAUCCUUCAGAGGAAAGAGGACAUCUUUUCAGACUGUAAAAAGAAAUUUUGGAAUACGUAUAAGACAGGACUGAUGUACUGGCCUUUUGUGCAGCUCUCAAACUUCAUUUUGAUCCCUGUCCACCUGAGAACAGCUUACACUGGGCUCUGUGGCUUUGUCUGGGCUUCCUUCAUUUGCUUUUCCCAACAGAGUGGAGAUGGCACAGCAAAGUCAGCAUUUAUGUGGCUCCAAGGAGAGAAUGUCAAUGCAGAUGAAGAACCAUCAGAGAAAAAAGAACUUUAAUUCUGAACACAUUCUAAAUUGCUGAACUGGGUUUAUGGAAGUCGGUAAAUCACAGUGCAGCCUCACUGCUGUGUUUAAAAUAAACAGUUAUCUCAACAUUUGGUGGUUAGUAUAAGCAGUGGAACAGUUUGUCUUUGUGCCUGUUUAUUUUUCACAACAGAGGCCAGUUGUAUAUUGACAUUUAAUUAUUUUCAUGCUGUCAUCCCAUCUCAUCUGGGAACAACUGACUUGCAGGGCAAUGUAAGCAUUUGCACAUCAUGUCAGACUGCCUCACUGGGGAGAAAUAUUAACUGUAAUUUAAUUUUCAAGCAACUUGUAAUUGCUAGAAAAAGGGGAAUAGAACAUUAAAUCAUCAGUUGUCGGACUUGACAAUUGUUAUCAAUGCAAGGUUGCUUUUGCAGAACAAAAUUUAAUGGAUUCCAUAUCUAAAAAGUGGCAUUGAAUCUGUUUUAUUGAGUGAAAAUGAAAGUGCUGUGUUUGUAGGUCCCACUUUUCUAUGGGGUCAACUUGUUUUAUUCUACAUGAAUAUUUAUAUAGCAAAUGAAUUAUUUCAUAGAAUGUACAAACCUGAACUAUAUUUCUACCUGUUUUAUCUUAACUGUGAGAAUAAAGAUAACUGACUUUGGUCAGAGAUAACUACCUUUUGGGCUGGAUGCUGCAUAUUGACCCUUGGGGGAAGCAUCAGUCAUGAGCAGCUCCUAGAGGAUGGAACCUGACUAAGCCCUGCAGUGAGCUUUUGUUCUGGGUGCCAACAACUGCUUCCUCUGCCCCCCCAAGGGUCAAAGUAUAGAAGUUUUGAAAGUAUAGGAGUAUAGAAGUACGUGGGAGUCUUGACUCCUUCACUCUUCUCAACUGUUUCAUUAUACUGAAGAUAUAAUUAAGAUUUUGAAGAGAAAGAGCACGGGAAGGAAGGUAACAUGAAUGCCAGAAUUCAUCUCAAAACAAUCCAGCUUUAUAUAAGGAACUUUCAUUUCUUCCUCAAAUGGCUUUUAAACAUUCCUACUCAUAAAAGACCCUGGGUAACCAUACAUAGAAGAGUAGGAGAAGGUGAAAAUUAAUUAUAGAUGUGCUUUGUCAGCUUGAGGAUCAGGUCUGGAUACGGGUAUUUUUUCAAUGUGCUUAUGUAUCUCAGAACAGGAACUGUGCAAAUUUCUGUGAUUGCAGGAAGCUGAAAUCAGGCCAGUAAAGGAGCCCUUGGUAUAUUAGGGUGGGAUUUUAUGCCUUGAAGCUACUAAAUUGUAAGCCUGAAACAGUAUCUGAUUUAAUGCAUUUGAUUGUAAAGAGAGGACUCAACCCUCUGUUACAAUAACGAUAAACCAGUUGGAGGAAGGUUUCAAUUCCUCAGGCUUGUCUAAGCAGUGUCCCAAAGCCUGCUUAGGCUAUAAAUAUACAUUCCUUUGGCCAGCAGCUGUACUACUUAAUAUAUUGCUAACAAUUAGCAACAUAUUGCUGUAGGAGCCCAGAGUUGCUUAGCUGAGACAGGGAAAGGGAUCAUGCAAGCACUGCCUCAUCUAUUUCAGUAAAAUCAACUUGUUUAGCAUAACCCUGUGGUCAAGAGUGAUGCAAAGUACCCAUAUGGCCCUGACUACAGGACUGCAGCAGUGGGAGAAGGGUAGAUGGCAGGGGGCUGCUUCUGCACUCUGUUUUGCUGGCAGACAAGUGGAGGAGCUUUCUUCCCUCUCAGGAUAGAAAAGUCACUGCAAUUCCAUCUUCAGCUGCACAGGCAGAUGUGGAAGAGCACACCUGCCUGCAAGCCUAAGGUGGAAUUAAUUUUACUUGACUUUUGACACCUGUAAUCUGGACAUUUCCAUUUGGCUGAUCAGUUUGAGCUCUGUACGAGGAAUUGGGCACUUCAAGGGUCUGUGUCUUGCCGUCUGUAACACAGAGGCUCCGACAACUGGCUGCUGUGUCAGUAGCUUCAUGGUAGAUGCUUAUAUUUGGUGAGUUGGAGUCCCCUGCUGGGUGUUACUGUCUAUUUAAAAAAUGAGUGAACAGAUGUUUCAGACAGCUAUAACUGUUAAAUUGUUCUUGUGAAUAUAAAGUCCUCAGUAUAAGGAAGCAGUUUCAGUAGUGGGUUUUUUUCUGUUGAUAUUUUUAGGAUCAGACUAGAAUUUUGAAAUCUGUUCUAUUCAGUAAGAGUUAAAAGUUUCGGUUAAGGUGUGCUAAUUAAGUAUUUAACUUUUUUUUAACGGAUGCUAUUUAUUUUCAUUUCUGCUGAUGCCUUAAGUGUUUAAUAGAACUCACUUGGAGAAGGGAACUGGAAAAUAAUGACAUUACAAAGAGAGUGAAAUGGUGUUGAUUUGCUGUAAGGAGUGUGUGAUGUUCUUCUGAAACUCGGAGCAAAAAAUUCUGCUUUGUGGGUAUAACUGGUAAAACCUAAUCCCCAGGUGAAUCAAGAUUUUAUAACUGUUCUCGUGAUCUGUAUAAUUCUGAUGUCUUUUUCAUCAGAACUAAUGAAUGGAAGAUCCAUCUUUUAUUUUAAAUGGCUUAAGAGCUUAUGCAAGCUGUGCUUUAUUGCUGUUUGCUUUUGUGCUGCCAGCUUUUUGCUUGGGAAUUUGAGCUAAAUCCUGCUUUGUCUUCAAGUUUCUCUGGCUGUGGGCUUCAGGAUUUCUCUCCAUAUACUUGAAGUACAUUUCUCUCCAUAUACUUGAAGUACAGUCCUUUCAUGUAAUGGAAGCCUGUGGCUCUUGUAUUUCAGGAGGCUUUAGAUCCUGCAAAAUCCUUUCAUUUCCUCCAUUUCUCUUGUUGACAGUUAAGUAACCCAAGUCCCUUUUCACAUUAAAAAAAUUUUUUUUUUCUUUUAAUUAUGAGCACUGAUUGGUCUUACAAACUUUUCAGACCCACAUAAUGCAAAACAAUGAAGCUGUGUUGGGCCAAAUUCUCAGUGUGCAUAAAUUAAUGCACCUUCUAAAGAUUUUCUUCCUAUCAGUUUAGUCUGAGGGCCUAAUCCCUUGGUUUUUAGAGGUUUCAUUAUUUCUUGGCACUUUUUUGGUUUAGAAGAUUAAUUUCACAGAAUAACAGAAUGGCUGAGGUUGGAAAGAACCUGUGGAUGCCCAGGCCAGGUCAUCUAGUCCAACCCUAUUUGAUACAUAUGUAAACUUUUGUUUUCUUCUAGUAAUUCAGUAAUUUCUUGGGGGGGGGGAAGAUGGGUGAGACUUGUCCUAAUGUCUCUCUGCCACCCUUUCAAAAACAGUUAUCCAGGCUUUAUGACUAUUUCAAGGAAUUGCACUGAUUUUACUGCCAGCUGAACAUGCAGAGUCCCAUAACCAGGAGGAUGAACAGAAUUAUACAUCACAUGGGUGCUCAGGAAGGAGGGAACACACUGCCAGUACCUAGAGGCCUGCAGUCACGUAAUAUUUUUAUGUUGUGGAUCCUCUCUAAGAGCAAAUGGGAUGAGAAGACUUUUAUAUCAGGCUCAGUCCCAGCUUCAUGUAAUUCUGGAUGGCUGUGGAGAUGUAGAGUCUGGAUUUGAUAAAAUGAGGAUUUCAAAAUGUAUUUUUCUACUGCAAAUCUUUUAUGCAAAUGAACCUUCUGUGCUUACUAGUAUGUUAAAUACAUGUUUCUAGGCUUGGAAAAUUCACCAGAAGGCCUCUGUCUUUUUCACACCAGAAGUGACCACACAGUAACAGCAUAAAAUAACCAGUUUCAUACUGCAGCAAAGGUGAAACUGCCUGCAGUUUGUUACCAUAUCUGAUGUGUUAAGUUCUCUGUAUAGCACAACCUUUGAAAUCUAUGCAGCCUCAGCCUUCCAAUUCUCUGCUGUAAGUGCCAAUGCUUCCUGCUCAUGCUGCUGCCUCUACUGCUACUGCCAAUCCAGUGAGAUGUGCAAGAAAUACUUGAAUUUUACUAAAGUAAUGAAUUUCAAGUUGACUGAAAUUGUAUGUGUUUUUGCAAAGGCUUAAUAAACAUUAAAUGCUCUUCUUUG